AUGACAUCCGACACUUCUAAAAACCCACUGCCACCGCCUCAAACACCACUGGGAUGGAGUGUAAUCCAGUUCACUUUCAGCGAUAGAAACACAGAUUCAGAGCUGGUGGUUAUGUGCAAAGACAAACGCUUUAUUAUAAAUCUCUCUGCCGACAACUUUUCUGAGUCGCUCAAGUUGAAAGAGCGUUAUCUCUUCUUCUUGCAAGUUGCCGAAGAGUUCGAGCUAGAUGGUGUAACUGUCGAGGACUUCUGGGAUUGGAUUGUCGACCCUCUGCUCCCCAUUUUCCGGGAACUGCCCACUCCAGACCCGGCAGCGCCACAGACCUUGGACGGCUUUUUCAACCCCGAGACUUUCAUCUACACCUUCCAAACGGUUUCAGAUGAUCGUAUACCGCAGCUAGACAGAGACGCCGAACACCAAUCUCCAUUCGGUAUCUCCGUUCCUGAUGAACUCUGUACGCCAUGGAAGCCCUUUGAUCCAUCUGAAGUGCAGAUUUGUCAUGAGAAAGUGAUCGGCCCGCCCUCUCAUACGCCGAGCAAGGUCCUUUUGAACGACGGGACGAUUUCAUUCCUUAAGCUCGCCCGCUGUGGCGAUACGCAGUCCAUCAAAAACGAGCUGCACACAUAUGGGAAGAUCGAAAGAGCACAACUUGACCUCAAAGUGAAAGUUUCACGCCUCCACGGCCUAGCCCUACAACCGGGCACAGAAGUUUCAUUAAGGGAGGGAUGGGCUGUACAAAUUCAGGAGGCUAUUGGACAACUACAUAAUGCUGGAAUUGUUUGGGGUGAUGCCAAACCGGAUAACAUCCUAAUUGAUGUGAAUCAGGAUGCUUGGCUUGUUGAUUUUGGUGGCGGUUACACGGAGGGAUGGGUGCCUAAGAACCUUGCCGGGAUAAUGGAAGGAGAUCGCAUCGCUCUACAGAAGAUACUAGAGUACAUCCGCAACUAG
This is a messenger RNA of Fusarium verticillioides 7600, 948 nucleotides long. RefSeq lists its product as hypothetical. NCBI's taxonomy places the organism in Eukaryota, Fungi, Ascomycota, Sordariomycetes, Hypocreales, Nectriaceae. Bases 1 to 948 code for a protein of 315 amino acids. The transcript is spliced from 2 exons. The record is from RefSeq and is a predicted model, not a curated record.